This is a messenger RNA of Salarias fasciatus (jewelled blenny), 2848 nucleotides long. RefSeq names its product large neutral amino acids transporter small subunit 1-like. The transcript is spliced from 11 exons. Lineage: Eukaryota; Metazoa; Chordata; Actinopteri; Blenniiformes; Blenniidae. Gene Ontology annotation, cellular component: membrane. Gene Ontology annotation, biological process: amino acid transmembrane transport; neutral amino acid transport. Bases 381 to 1997 code for a protein of 538 amino acids. The record is from RefSeq and is a predicted model, not a curated record. Gene Ontology annotation, molecular function: neutral L-amino acid transmembrane transporter activity; L-amino acid transmembrane transporter activity.
AUCCCAUCAUUCAUUUGGAGUGGGCGUAGGCUCCCGUAGCAGCAUCACAAAGGUUGGGCUCCUCCCUUCUGUAUGCCGGAGGAAGAGAAGGAGGGAGGUAGAGACAGAGAAUCAGGGUCAGAUGAAUUCAAGUCUGAGUGACGGAGGCUGGGUGUGCAAAUGAAGAGGCGAGUGUGUGUGCGUGUGUGUGAGGGAGGACGAAUCAGAAGGGGCUAGGCAGAGAGUUGGGUGUGUGUGUGUGUGUGUGUGUAUGCAUGUGCGUGUGUGUAUGGUGUAUCCGUGUAUGAGAGAGAGAGAGGAAAUCAGGCAGGAGACAUAAAGAGAGGAAGGAAAAAGGGGGGCAGAAGGAAAAGGACAAGACAAGGGGACAGAGAGGGAAGAUGGCUGAGCCGGAGCUGAAAUCCAGGAGCAGCCGGGAGAGCGUUGUCAAGGCGGCGAGCCAGGAGAAGAUGGGGGCAGCUGAAGCAGAACCCGGCCAAGACGGCCUGAUCGUGGAGCCGUCGGCGUCUCCGUCCACCCCCAUGGUCUCCGCCCCCGCCGCCGCCGCCAGCCCCACCGGCGACUCGCCCGUGAAGGGCGAGAAGAUCGAGCUGAAGCGCAGCAUCACCCUCUUCAAUGGCGUGGGCAUGAUCAUCGGCACCAUCAUCGGCUCGGGCAUCUUCGUCACGCCCACCGGCGUGGUCAAGGAGACCGGCUCGGCCGGGCUCUCGCUCAUCGUGUGGUCCGCCUGCGGCGUGGUGUCCACCAUGGGCGCCCUGUGCUACGCCGAGCUGGGCACCACCAUCGCCAAGUCCGGCGGGGACUACACCUACAUCCUGGAGGUGUACGGCGAGCUGGCGGCCUUCCUGAAGCUGUGGGUGGAGAUGCUGAUCAUCCGGCCGUCGUCGCAGUACGUGGUCUCGCUGGUGUUCGCCACCUACCUCCUGAAACCGCUGUACCCCAACUGUGCCGUGCCGGAUAGCGCCGCCAAGCUCAUCGCCUGCCUCUGUCUGACCUCCCUGACGUUUGUCAACUGUAUCAGCGUCAAAGCGGCCACCAAGGUCCAGGACCUGUUCACUGCCUCCAAACUCCUGGCCCUCAUCAUCAUCAUCUUCUUUGGCUUCAUACAGAUUUUCACAGGUGACGUGCCGUACCUGACCCCGGAAAAGGCUUUUGAAGGCAGCAAACUGGGAGUCGACAACAUCGUGUUGGCUCUGUACAGCGGUCUCUUUGCUUUUGGAGGCUGGAAUUACCUGAACUAUGUAACUGAGGAGAUGAUCAAUCCAGAGAGGAACCUGCCUCUGUCCAUCAUCAUAUCCAUGCCCAUCGUGACGGUGGUGUACGUUCUGACCAACCUGGCGUACUUCACCACCAUCUCCCCCGAAGUCAUGAUCGAAUCGGAGGCCGUGGCCGUGAAAUUCGGGGAGUACCACCUCGGCGUGAUGUCUUGGCUGAUUCCUGUCUUUGUGGGACUGUCCUGCUUCGGAGCCGUCAACGGAUCCCUCUUCACCUCAGCACGUUUGUUCUACGCCGGAGCCAGAGAAGGUCAGCUCCCCGCCGCUCUGGGACUGGUCCACACAGAUCUGUUUACGCCCGUGCCCUCCCUCAUUUUCACAUGCUGUCUCUCCAUGAUGUACGCCAUCUCCCAGGACAUCUUCUCCGUCAUCAACCUCUUCAGCUUCUUCACCUGGCUCUGUGUCGGCAUGGCCAUCGCCGGCCUGGUGUGGCUCCGCCUGACCAAGCCUGACCUCCGACGGCCCAUCAAGGUGUAUCUUUUCAUCCCGGUGACCUUCGUGUUGGGCUGCGUCUUCAUGAUCCUGGUGUCCUUCUGGGCCGCCCCGUUCGAGUGCCUGGUCGGCAGCAGCAUCAUUCUCACGGGCAUCCCGGCCUACCUCCUGGGCUACAAGUGGAAGAAGCCGCAUGUGGUCAAGAAGAUGCUGGAAAUCUUCACCAUGUUCUGUCAGAAGAUCUUCAUGUCUGUUCCUGAAGAGAGGGAGCAACGCAAGGCGGACGAAUAAUCCCGGACGAACCCGAGCAGACGAAGGACCGAGUCGACGUUUCUGUCUGAACAUUCCCAUAAUGUUUACAUUCAUUCAUUCUUUGUUUCUGUUUUUUUUUUUUACUGCAUUUUUUUAAACACUUUUUCUAACCAGCAGGUGGCUCAAAAUGACUGACAGACAACUUACACACAAAAGUGGCUUCUCAAACUUACUUUACCAUUAACGUGAUAACAGUCACUCUUCAAAAUGACACGACCUGUUUCAUUUUUACUAUGAUCAUGAUUUAACAUGUGAAUAAUUACAACAAGCACAUAACCAAUUGUAUACCGCGCACACAAAAUCCAAAGCUGCACACGCUGAACUCCAGUGGCCUGACACGUUUAACGUUCACCUCAAGUGUACAAAUAAAAAAAUACAACUAACAACCAAACUGCACAGCUCAUUAUAGUUUAUAGUUUUUUAUAUACGCUGAAAGCUGAGGUAAAAACUUUGUAACAACUACUGAUAUUAAAAUAUAAUAGUUAAAAUUAAAAAAAAAUAACACUGGAAACAUAACUCAUGAUAACUAAUAGAGAAUAUUUAGGUUCAGAGGCGUAACAUUAGCAUAAAGUAACACUGAUUAUCAUUAACGUUCAUGUCAACUAACAGUUAUUUGUUUUCUUGCGUUCUUCAGUAAAGGGAGUUUGCAGUGAAGUAGUGAGGCACAGACGACGGUGUGUCGCUGUGACGCAGGUCUGCUUCCUCCUCCUGCGCCUCCGUCUGCGAGGGGUUCUUGUAGGAAGCCGUGGACCUGUACAGAAGUCAGACGUCAUUCUAGUGGUCGUAAUUAGUGUUUGUACUGAAUGUAUCUGUAGUGUGUGCCGGCCGUG